AAUAAAUGUACACUUGCUGAAAUAAUCACGUUCCAGUUUUUUUUCAUUCUUCUGAAAUUGAUCGUUUUGUUUCUUCACCUUUGCUUUCUUUGUUUCUCCCACCUUAAAUAACCUAAGCAUACCACUCUGUUAUCAUCGAAAAAUUCUUAUUUCGUUUUGUUUCUCCAAUCUCUUUUUUUUUUAUUUUGUUUGGUUUUGGCUACGGGGCACUAAUUAAAACAAUGGCUAUGGCUAUGACUAUGGAUCGGAUCGCUUUUUCCUCACCCUCAUCAUUUUAUCAUCGUUCUUCUCAUCAUCAUCCUCAUGGCUCCAGAUCUUCCAGAGUUUUCAUGGCUUCCUCCACUCUCCGUUCCGUUUCCACACAGGAUACGAAUGGAAGGAAACCAUAUAUUCCCCCAAGAGAGGUGCAUCGUCAAGUGAAAUAUUCAAUGCCACCACAAAAGCUGGAGAUCUUCAAGUCCUUAGAAGGAUGGGCUGAAGAGAACUUGUUGGCUUACCUAAAACCUGUUGAGAAAUCAUGGCAGCCUACUGAUUUCCUCCCUGAAGCUGAGUCAGAAGGAUUCUAUGACCAAGUGAAGGAGCUAAGAGAAAGGUGUAAGGAGCUUUCUGAUGACUACUUUGUUGUGCUUGUUGGUGAUAUGAUCACAGAGGAAGCACUUCCGACUUAUCAGACCAUGAUUAAUACAUUGGACGGGGUUAGAGAUGAGACGGGAGCAAGUCCUUCUCCUUGGGCAGUAUGGACGAGGGCAUGGACUGCUGAAGAGAAUAGACAUGGUGAUCUUCUUAACAAGUAUCUUUAUCUGUCUGGACGAGUAGACAUGAGGCAGAUUGAAAAGACAAUUCAAUACCUCAUUGGUUCUGGAAUGGAUCCAAAAACUGAAAACAAUCCUUACCUGGGCUUCAUCUACACGUCUUUUCAAGAAAGAGCUACAUUCAUCUCACAUGGAAACACAGCCAGACUGGCAAAGAAUCUUGGAGACUUGAAACUUGGGAAGAUUUGUGGCACCAUUGCUGCUGAUGAGAGGCGUCAUGAAACAGCCUACACCAAGAUUGUAGAAAAGCUCUUCGAAAUCGAUCCUGACACCACAAUCGUGGGAUUUGCUGACAUGAUGAAGAAAAAGAUCUCGAUGCCUGCUCAUUUGAUGUACGAUGGUCGUGAUGAUAACCUAUUUGACCACUUCUCUUCCGUGGCACAGAGGCUUGGUGUCUACACUGCCAGGGACUAUGCUGAUAUACUGGAAUUUCUUGUGCAAAGGUGGAAUGUGCAGAAGUUGUCAGACCUUUCUAGUGAAGGACACAAGGCCCAGGACUACCUCUGUGGAUUACCUGCUAGGAUCCGCAAACUUGAAGAGAGGGCUCAAGGGAGAACCAAAGAAGCUGCAAAAAACAUACCAAUCAGUUGGAUAUUUGGUCGAGAGAUCAGGGCUUAAAUAAAAGAAGUAAUGUUAUCCAAUUUCUUCCAUUUUAUAAUCCCAAGCAACCAAGAAAGCUAUAAAGACCUUCACCAACACCAUGAUGAAGAGGCCAGAAGAAUGUUAUGUUGGAAUGUGUGUAGAUAAAGUAUGUGUUAGGAGGCUGUGCUUUGUUUGGAUAAGUUAAAUGCAUCCAAAGAAUUUGCUUUAUGUUGACAAUUUUAUUUAUUUGUUUCUUCUUCUCUAUUUUGUUACACUAAAUCCAUCUUGUUAGUAUUGUAUCCAAAUUCUCUAA
Molecule: messenger RNA, 1707 nt
Organism: Camelina sativa (false flax)
Lineage: Eukaryota; Viridiplantae; Streptophyta; Magnoliopsida; Brassicales; Brassicaceae
Source: RefSeq, a predicted model, not a curated record